Andrographis paniculata is the source of this 2929-nucleotide messenger RNA. Its product is annotated as 1,4-alpha-glucan-branching enzyme 2-2, chloroplastic/amyloplastic-like. Gene Ontology annotation, molecular function: hydrolase activity, hydrolyzing O-glycosyl compounds; cation binding; 1,4-alpha-glucan branching enzyme activity. The transcript is spliced from 23 exons. NCBI's taxonomy places the organism in Eukaryota, Viridiplantae, Streptophyta, Magnoliopsida, Lamiales, Acanthaceae. Gene Ontology annotation, cellular component: cytoplasm. Bases 202 to 2769 code for a protein of 855 amino acids. The record is from RefSeq and is a predicted model, not a curated record. Gene Ontology annotation, biological process: starch metabolic process; glycogen biosynthetic process.
GCAUCUAAACUGCCACGUGCUGGAGGCACAAUGAUCUUCCUACAAAAUCAAGAAAGUUGUUCAAUUACCGAUGGACCUGGAGAAGGCAGCACUUCAUGUUUCGCCAUGCAUUUGAUACAACCACCCGCCAAAAUCGAGCAUCUGCGUAGGAAGAAACUGUAGCCUUUUGUUCGAGUACGAAGAAGGGAGAGAGGAGAUAAAAUGGUUUAUGCUCUUCCUGGAGUGCGUUUGCCUACUGUGCGAUUGGCGUACAGUUUGGGAAACAAUGGUGCGAGCUCGCACGUCGAUCGGAGAAGUGUUAAUCUGCCGUUUCUCCUGAAAAACAAACCUUAUUUACGAAAUGAUUUUUCUGAAAGAUCUUUGAAGUGUGGGUUGAAGUGUUCGACAGUAGCUGCAUCUUCCAAGGUCCUUGUUCCGGCCAUUGAGAAUGAAGAACCCUCAGCCACACCAGAGGAAUUAGCUGCCCCUGAGAUAGUUUCAGAUGAUUCGCAGAAAAAGACAUCAGAAAGUUCAGGAGCAGAACCCAAAACUACAGUGAAAGAUCAAGAAACUCCAGUUGAGGAAAUAAGUACCACUGUACUCGCUGGAGAGGAAGAUUCUGAAUCCAUGGGACAACUGGAUGGUGAAGUUGAAAAAGUGGCUGAAGGAUCAUUGGGCACCGAAAAAGGUUAUAAAUUAUCCGGGGGCGAAAAGAGGACCUUCCCCCCUCCAGGCACCGGCCAGAGGAUUUUUGUGAUAGAUCCACUUUUGAGAAAUUUUAGUCGGCAUCUUAAUUAUCGGUAUUCCGAGUAUAGAAAAGCGAGGAACGUCAUUGAGAUUCAUGAAGGUGGAUUGGAAGUGUUUUCUCGUGGCUACGAGAAAUUUGGUUUCACUCGCAGUGAAACAGGUAUCACUUACAGGGAAUGGGCACCUGCAGCCAUGCGGGCUGCACUUAUUGGAGAUUUCAAUAACUGGAAUGCAAAUGCUAAUAUUAUGACUUGUAAUAAAUUUGGCGUGUGGGAGGCAUUUUUACCGAAUAAUGCAGAUGGGUCUCCAGCUAUCCCCCAUGGUUCCCGUGUCAAGAUUCGCAUGUUUACUCCAACUGGUACGAAAGACUCUAUACCUGCAUGGAUCAAGUAUUCAGUUCAGGCUCCUGGAGAAAUUCCAUAUGCUGGAAUAUAUUAUGAUCCACCAGAAGAGGAGAAGUAUGUUUUUAAACAUCCUCGUCCAAAGAAGCCACAAUCACUGAGGAUAUAUGAAUGUCAUAUUGGAAUGAGCAGUACGGACCCUAUCAUCAAUACAUAUGCAAACUUCAGAGAUGAAGUGCUUCCUCGCAUCAAGGGACUUGGAUAUAAUGCUAUUCAGAUAAUGGCAAUUCAGGAGCAUUCUUAUUAUGCGAGUUUCGGUUACCACGUCACUAAUUUCUUCGCACCCAGCAGCCGAUUUGGGACUCCAGAGGAUCUCAAAUCCUUGAUAGACAAAGCUCAUGAACUGGGCUUGUAUGUUCUCAUGGAUAUUGUCCACAGCCAUGCAUCAAACAAUACUUUGGAUGGACUGAACAUGUUUGAUGGCACUGAUAAGACUUACUUUCACUCUGGAUCACAAGGUCAUCAUUGGAUGUGGGAUUCUCGUCUUUUUAACUAUGGGCAGUGGGAAGUCUUAAGGUUUCUGCUCUCUAAUGCAAGAUGGUGGUUGGAGGAGUACAAGUUUGAUGGUUUCAGAUUUGAUGGUGUGACAUCAAUGAUGUAUACGCACCAUGGUUUAGAGAUGGCCUUCACUGGGAACUACAAUGAAUACUUUGGACUGCAAACAGAUGUCAAUGCAGUUGUGUAUUUGAUGCUGGUUAAUGAGAUCAUUCAUGGCCUGUAUCCUGAAGCUAUAACCAUUGGAGAAGAUGUAAGUGGCAUGCCAACCUUUUGUAUUCCUGUUCAGGAUGGGGGUGUUGGAUUUGACUAUCGUCUUCACAUGGCUGUUGCUGAUAAAUGGAUUGAGAUUCUCAAGAAAAGGGAUGAAGAUUGGGAAAUGGAAGAUAUUGUGCACACACUUACAAACAGAAGAUGGCUUGAAAAAUGUGUCUCCUAUGCAGAAAGCCAUGACCAAGCACUAGUCGGGGACAAAACUAUUGCGUUCUGGUUGAUGGAUAAGGAUAUGUAUGAUUUUAUGUCAUUGGAUAGACCAACUACACCCACAGUAGAUCGUGGAAUAGCAUUACACAAGAUGAUUAGGCUUAUCACAAUGGGAUUAGGUGGAGAAGGGUACCUAAAUUUCAUGGGAAAUGAAUUUGGUCAUCCAGAGUGGAUAGACUUUCCUAGAGGUGAUCAUUCUCAUCCUGAUGGGAGAGUCAUUCCAGGCAACAACUAUAGCUAUGACAAGUGUAGGCGACGGUUUGACCUGGGAGAUGCAGAUUACUUAAGAUAUCGUGGGAUGCAAGAAUUUGACAGGGCAAUGCAACGGCUUGAAGAUAAAUAUGGGUUUUUGAGAUCCUUGCAUCAGUACAUAUCGAAGAAAAGUGAGAGUGAUAAGGUUAUUGUAUUUGAAAGAGGGGACUUGGUCUUCGUCUUCAAUUUUCAUUGGAAUAAAAGCUAUACAGGUUAUCGGGUAGGAUGCUUGAAGCCUGGAAAGUACAAGGUUGUUUUGGAUUCGGACGACAGAAAGUUUGGAGGCUUUGGUAGAAUUAGUCAUGAAGCCGAGCACUUUACCUCCGAAGGGCUAUAUGAUGGCAGGCCUCGGUCCUUUAUGAUCUACACGCCUUGUCGAACAGCGGUAGUCUACGGUUUGGAGCGAGAAUGAAGAUGAAGUGAAUCUUGAUGGCUGGUGAAACAAUCAUGAACAAGAUGGUGCUGUUUGGAUCAUGCCUGCCCAGUGCAGUUCUCGACUGAAUAAGAAGAAUACAUCCAAAAAUGUACCACAUUUGAUUUGUGUUGCGAGUCUUUUUGUAAGGAUUCUUCUU